CCCAAUUCGUUUUUGUUGUGAUGAUUUUUAAAUGUUUUUAUUUUUAUUUAAUUAAUAUACAAAUAAAACUAUGGCCGAUGCUUUAUUGAAUAAAAUAAUAAACCAAGAAAUACCUACAAAGUUAUUCAUUAAGUGGCUUUUGAAAGCGGUUCCUGAGAAUGAAGAUGAUUUCAAUGAUAUUUCCAGCUUUAAUGUGGGGCAAAUCGAUUUUGCCACCUAUUUUUUGAAUUUCAUACAUGAGGAAGUACCAUGUAAAAAUAAAUUAUCGGACACUCCUAACAAGCUCAAUACUCCUAAGCACAUAGAGAAAGUGCAAAAUCCUACUCCAAAAGAUGCCCAUAAAAUAAUCAAAGUAAACUUAUUUAAUGCUCAGCCAACAGAUCAAAGUCCUUGCUCAGAUAAAUCAUUGGUGGAACAGCAUAAAACUCCAAUUAAAACCUUUUAUUCGCCAGGAAAUAGAAAUGACAGUAGCUGCUUCAGCCCUAUUUCGCCCCUAUAUCAAAAUCCUAAAGAAAUUAAGCAAACAAGAAGAUCCGUUGACAAAUAUACGUUUUCGCUAGGAGACUUUCUCACAGCACCUAGAAAUAGUUCAAAAAAGAAAAGGCAAAGCCUAGAAUCUAUAGACACAAAAAAGGAAACAUCUCGUAGAAUAAACCCUACAAAUAUUUGUCCCAAACAAGUAAACAGUGGAUUUCAAAAAACUGAAAAUAGUUUUAAUUUUCAAAAAAAUACAGAAGUUUCUAAUAAUGUAGCGAUAGAACAAAGAAAUUUACUUCUAGAGGAAAAGCAAAAGAUUUUGUCUCGUAGAGACAGCAUAGAAAACACUAGCCAUCCUCUAAUAAAGAUAAGACAUAAUAGCUCAACUAAUUCAGACAUUAAGCCAAUGCUUAGCUUAGUAACUUAUAAAAACAAUAUAAAUAAUGUUGUAGAUAUUUAUAAGACAAUUUUAGAUAACAAUUUAGUUUUAAACAUCACUAGUGAAAUUUAUUUUUUAAUUUCUUUAGUUUUAAGCAUACAGCUUGAGUUUGAAAAUUUAGGAGUUGAAGUUUUGGAACCUAAGAAUAGUCUAUGUAAUUCGGAAAUUUUUAAAACUGCGCACAAUGUUUUAUAUUUUGCCGUUAAAAGUCUAGAAACCCAAAUUAGAAUUAUACAAUUUUAUGAUAAAACAACAAUAAGAUUAUUAGCUGAGAAUGAAAGGGUUCGUGAAUUUUGUCCGGGUUUAUCCAAAAGACUAUUGACAUAUUCGGAAAAAAAGGCUGAAUCGGCUUGUAUUGAACUGAUAACUGACAGUUCUCAAAGUAAUGUGUGUUUUAACAUUGAUACUGACAACAAAGAAAAUUUUCCUGAUCAAAUAAGUUUUCACGCAUUUAAAAAACAACGCGAUUUGUUUUAUGAGAUUUUGAGAGUUUGGGAAACGCAUCAUUUGGAAAAAGAUUGGAUCUUUUCGUUAGGGCUUGAAAGCAGGAUUAGAAGUUUAUUCAAGUUUCACGCUGGACCUACAAAUUAUGCACACUUAGCCAGGUUGUUUAAGAAUCAGCUUUUAAGUAGUUGUGCUAGAGGGCCAAAGGAAAAGGGUCUUUCAGAAAGCAACCUCUCAUUUCUGCCUCAAUUGUCGAUAGAUGCAGAUAAGCUUAAUAGAUUAACAAGUCGUUUGGUGACUAAACAAGUUUCCAAUGGUAUUAAUGCCCCUCCAGUAUUCUCAGGCUAUCAAGAGUUCUUCAAGGAGUUUAUAGUUGUGUCUGGAAAUUGUUUUUUCCAUAAGCAUUUGUGCGAUAUUUUUGUUUCCGAUAUUGUUGAACUUAAUGAUACCAAGUUUUCUGGUACAGAAUUAGAAGACGAGAGUAACGAAGUAGAUGAAAAUACUAGACAAUUAUACAUAAAUUGUAUUAAAGAUUUAAGAAUAUUAGCAAAAUUUUUAGGAUUUAUUGAAUCACUACCUUACCAGUUUGAUAAUGUUAAUUUACCAAAAAAUGUUUUACAAUCUCAAGUUAAGACUAGACAACAGACAAUCCCAGCUCUAAACAUCAAAUGCCUACUAGAAUUAUCCAUAGAAAAACACACGGUAGUUUUUAUUAUACCUUGGCUGACGAAAUAUUUGGCAAUGUUAGACUAUGUCACUCUACGAUUGCCUUACUACACCACAGUCAAUUGUAUAUUAUUUCAAUUAUAUCAGAAUUACAACAGUAAAGAACAGUCGCAAUCUAACGCCGCCCUAGUCAAGUUUUGUCUAGGUUGGCUAUUUGAGCUACCCCAUUUUCCUGACAUUGAAUACUAUAAUUUUUGCAUAAAAAAUCCCAAAAUUGAUAGACAUUUAAAUGGCAACAAAAAAUUGAAAAGUUACUUUUUGGAUGAUAAAGCUAUAGCGAAUCAAAGUGUUUUGUCUCUGUGUUGUCCGUUUUUGGGAGAAAUCAAGAAAAUAUUGUUAAUGAAUGGUCCUGGAAGUAAAGUUGCUGUAAAGUAUAUUACACCUGUGACUGCUGUGGAAUCUCAUACUGAGAUGGGUAGAAAAAAGUUAGAGCAACAAUUAGAAGAAGCUUUCUUCAGUGGCCAAUCAACAUCUUUGAGAAAAACAAUAGAAUUUGUUAGUGAAAGAAUUGCUUCGACAGCAGUUAAAUAUAUUUGUCACGAUUUAGUUCCUAAAGCCAAAGAAGAAGCCAAUAAGGAAUUUAAAGGGACAUUGCUCAAAAGUGAAAGUGAUGAUAGUAUUAAUGACGGAGAACAAAAAAAGACUCUUCUCAGAAUGCAAGCGACUGCUCUAGCUCAAACCCAUCUGUCUCGAUUUUUGGAAAACUGCGACGAAGAAGUACAAAAAAUAUCUCGACAAAAAAUUCCAGUUUGUAUUGACAGUCUACUGCCAGUGGAUGCGCUGGAAGAAACUAAAAAAGUUUGCACUGGAAUCACUGAGAAAAUGUAUUCGGAGCGAGUGAAACAAUGGUUAAAUAGUCACGUUAAUUUGAAUGUGUUUACUAAGGAUUUUGAUGGGGAAAUUCAAAGGAAACUCACUAAUGGACGAAGAAUUGAGAAAGAGAAAAUCGCUUGUGUACUUCCAGCUGGUGGCAGAGAGUGUGACCACAAUGAUGAAACUUUGAGUGGAUUUCAUUCUCUCAACAAUGUUAGGGAAGCUUGCUGUAUACUUAUAGAAACCAACAGUAUCGACAAAUAUUUUGUGAUAAACCUCCUGCAACAAACUUAUAAUUCAUUGACACAAAGAAAUGAUCUCAGCGAUAUGAUUUCAGUCACUAUAUGUGUUACUGUUUUUGAUUUUUGUUUAUUAAUAGCUUCUAAAGUUCCUUCAAUUUUAACCCAAGAACUAUUAGAAUAUUUUGUCAAUAUUUGGGCUUUACAGCUAACAUCAAAUUCCCAUUUUAAGGCUUUAUUUUGUCAAAGAAAUGUAAAACUGCUUCAAGAUUCGUACAAAAAAAGAGAUUCGUGGGAUGUAUUCGCUAGAAUCGUUUCCUGCCUUUUUAAUAACAAUCUAAUUGACAAAGAAGAGCUUGAAUCUCAGUGUACUGGAUUUUAUAAUCGGGAUUGGGAUGAGGAUACUUUGAAGAACUUUUCGUAUUUUCUUAAAAAGCUUGUGGACUAUAGUAAUAGUACAGAAAAUAGGUUCACUUUUCUUUUAGACUUUUUAUCUAACUUUUGUGUAGAUUUAUAAUUUAUUUAUAAGCCUCAUAUUUAUAUUUACUUUAUGUUUUUUUUGUAUAUGUGUUAUUGUGAUAAUUUGACUAUUUAUUUUUUGAUAAAUACAAGGAUAUUAAAUUAGAACAGUUUUUCAAUUUUGUGAUUUAUUUUUAUUUAAAAAAGAAAAUAUAAAAAUAGUGCUUUCACAGAACAAUCAAAAUUUCAAUCAUUACAGGCUCUUGAUUUGCUGAACAACUGUUUUAGAGACAAUCAAAGGCCGGUAAUGAUCAAAAUUUGGACUGAUACAUUUUCUCUUUAAAAAAUGCCCAGCAAAUCAAGAACCAGUAAUAAUCAAUCAACUAUUUGGGGUCUUUGAUUGGCCUUGGAAAAAUAAUUCAGCAAAUCAAUAAACCAGUUACAAUCAAAAUUUGAAUCCAUUACAGGCUUUUGAUUUGCUGAAUCAAUCAAGAGCCGGUGAUUAUCAAAAUUUCGACUCAAAACUUAGAUUUUGUAAUUUGUUGGCACCAAAACGGUUCAUCAGUUCUAUCUAAGCAGUCUGGCUUAUUGUCACACAUUUUCUCUUUCGGGAUACAUUGCCCGUUUGUGCAAGGGAUAUAGUUUUCUUCACAGAAAAUAUCUAAAAAUUGAACAAUGUGAUUUUUUUUUAAAUAUAAAAU
Molecule: messenger RNA, 4298 nt
Organism: Ceutorhynchus assimilis (cabbage seed weevil)
Lineage: Eukaryota; Metazoa; Arthropoda; Insecta; Coleoptera; Curculionidae
Source: the annotation of a GenBank genome assembly